AUGACUGACACCCGGCGGAGGGUGAAGGUUUACACGCUAAACGAGGAUCGCCAGUGGGAUGAUCGAGGCACAGGGCAUGUGUCCUCUUGCUACGUGGAGAGGCUCAAGGGCAUGUCCCUGCUAGUCAGGGCAGAGAGUGAUGGCUCUCUUCUUUUGGAGUCCAAAAUUAAUCCGAACACUGCGUACCAGAAGCAACAGGAUACCUUGAUUGUGUGGUCUGAAGCUGAAAAUUAUGAUUUGGCACUUAGCUUUCAAGAAAAAGCAGGAUGUGAUGAAAUAUGGGAAAAAAUAUGUCAGGUUCAAGGCAAAGACCCUUCUGUCGACAUCACUCAGGACCUUGUGGACGAAUCUGAGGAAGAACGUUUCGAUGAUAUGUCAUCACCAGGGCUAGAAUUGCCAUCUUGUGAGUUGAGUCGACUAGAAGAAAUUGCAGAACUCGUGGCAUCUUCACUGCCUUCCCCAUUGCGUCGGGAAAAACUCGCACUAGCGCUGGAAAACGAGGGUUAUAUUAAGAAGCUCUUAGAAAUUUUUCAUGUGUGCGAAGACUUGGAGAACAUUGAAGGACUACACCACUUAUAUGAAAUUAUCAAGGGAAUUUUCCUUUUGAACAGAACUGCACUUUUUGAAGUCAUGUUUUCCGAGGAAUGUAUAAUGGACGUAAUUGGAUGCCUAGAAUAUGAUCCGUCUUUAUCACAGUCACGGAAACACAGGGAAUUUCUGACUAAAACAGCAAAAUUUAAAGAGGUGAUACCUAUAUCUGAUCCAGAGCUGAAGCAAAAAAUACAUCAGACAUACAGAGUACAGUACAUUCAAGAUAUGGUUCUACCCACUCCCUCAGUUUUUGAGGAAAAUAUGCUAUCAACACUUCAUUCUUUCAUCUUUUUUAAUAAAGUGGAAAUAGUUGGUAUGUUACAGGAAGAUGAAAAAUUUCUGACAGACUUGUUUGCACAACUAACAGAUGAAGCCACAGAUGAGGAGAAAAGGCAGGAAUUGGUAAAUUUUCUGAAAGAGUUCUGUGCAUUCUCACAAACACUGCAGCCUCAAAACAGAGAUGCAUUUUUCAAAACCUUGUCAAAUAUGGGCAUACUGCCUGCACUAGAAGUCAUAUUGGGUAUGGAUGAUGCACAAGUUCGAAGCGCAGCCACUGAUAUCUUCUCAUAUUUGGUUGAAUACAACCCAUCCAUGGUACGAGAGUUUGUAAUGCAGGAAGCACAGCAGAAUGAUGAUGAUAUAUUACUCAUUAACCUCAUUAUAGAACACAUGAUUUGUGACACAGAUCCAGAACUUGGAGGGGCAGUGCUGCUCAUGGGUUUGCUUCGUACUUUAGUUGAUCCAGAAAACAUGCUUGCCACUGCCAACAAAACAGAAAAGACAGAGUUCUUGGGUUUCUUCUACAAACAUUGUAUGCAUGUUCUGACAGCCCCUUUAUUGGCCAAUACUACAGAGGACAAGCCUAGCAAAGAUAGCAUUUUUGGUACAAACUUUUAUCAAGGCACUAUAUGUUUAACUGGUUUGCUUUUGUUUCCUGUUACAGAUGAUUUUCAGACAGCCCAGCUCUUGGCACUGAUACUGGAACUGCUAACUUUCUGUGUAGAACAUCACACCUACCACAUCAAGAACUACAUCAUUAACAAAGACAUCCUGCGAAGGGUUCUCGUCCUCAUGGCCUCGAAGCAUGCUUUCUUGGCAUUGUGUGCCCUUCGUUUCAAGAGGAAGAUAAUUGGGCUAAAGGAUGAAUUCUACAACCGUUACAUAAUGAAAAGUUUUCUGUUUGAACCUGUGGUCAAAGCAUUUCUAAACAAUGGUUCCCGUUACAACCUGAUGAACUCUGCCAUCAUAGAGAUGUUCGAGUUUAUCAGAGUGGAAGAUAUAAAAUCAUUAACAGCUCAUGUAAUUGAAAAUUACUGGAAGGCACUGGAAGAUGUAGAUUAUGUGCAGACAUUCAAAGGACUGAAACUACGAUUUGAGCAGCAAAGGGAAAGACAAGAUAAUCCAAAACUUGACAGCAUGCGCUCCAUUUUGAGAAACCACAGAUACAGAAGGGAUGCAAGGACCCUGGAGGAUGAGGAGGAGAUGUGGUUCAACACCGAUGAGGAUGAUAUGGAGGAUGGAGAGGCAGUGGUGCCCCCUUCUGACAAACCGAAAAACGAUGAGGAUAUUAUGGACCCUAUCAGUAAAUUCAUGGAAAGGAAAAAAUUGAAAGAGAGUGAAGAAAAGGAAGUUCUUCUGAAAACUAACCUUUCAGGUCGUCAGAGCCCAAGUUUCAAGCUUUCUUUUUCCAGUGGUACAAAAUCUAACCUUCCCAGCCAGUCAUCUGCAAGUAAUCUGCCUGGAUCCCCUGGGUCUCCUGGGUCUCCAGGGUCCCCUGGGUCACCAGGAUCAGUCUCUAAAAGCACAUCUCAGAUGGCAGCUAUUACAACUAAGGGAGGCCUCGUUGGGCUUGUAGAUUAUCCUGAUGAUGAUGAAGAGGACGAUGAAGAUGAAGAUAAAGAGGAAACUUUACCUUUGUCAAAGAAAGCAAAGCUUGAGUCAUCAUAAUGGCAACUGCUGAAGAACAUCACCGGUUGGGGAAGGAUGUUUUAUCCAAAAAGAAAACAAACCCACAGCAAAGCAGCAAUCUUUUGUGAAUUCCUGUGUGUGACACAGAGCAACCUAUACAAAUGGAUUUCUGCCAAUCAAGUGCCAAUUCAAAGGAGCAGAAGAAGGAGAAGGACUUCUUUAGCGGAAAGACUUGACGCCUUUGAGCUCUCCAGCUUGGACCACACGUUGCCCUUUUCUCAGGGAAGGAAAUGGAAAACAAAACAAAACAAAAAAAAAAAGCCAACAGGGCAGGAGUUUUGUCAGUGGAACUCUGGAUUGGCUGGUCAGUUGCUACAAUCAGAAUAUGUUUUCUUGGACCAUGUAUGAGACUUCUGAAGAAGAGGCAGGGUUUGCCACAAUUCUUCACUGUUAAGAAUGCCAGCAGUUUCUUUGUAUAAAAGAGACCUGCCUUUGAAACCAUACAUUCUGAACGUUUUACUCAAGCUACAACAGGUUUUAAAAACCUCUGCGGGGGAAGGGCCGAAUAGAAAGUUUCCUCUUUUUUUUAAAAUCUGUUCCCUUUGCCCUUUAAACUGCAGAAUUUUUUUUCGAAGUGGGGGAUUUGUUUGUCCCUUCUUGAUUAAAGAUUGAGUGGAAUUC
This is a messenger RNA of Acanthisitta chloris (rifleman), 3180 nucleotides long. It is a transcript of the gene PPP4R3A, whose product is annotated as SMEK homolog 1, suppressor of mek1 (Dictyostelium). Gene Ontology annotation, cellular component: protein phosphatase 4 complex; nucleoplasm. Gene Ontology annotation, biological process: DNA damage response; protein dephosphorylation. Bases 1 to 2538 code for a protein of 845 amino acids. NCBI's taxonomy places the organism in Eukaryota, Metazoa, Chordata, Aves, Passeriformes, Acanthisittidae. The transcript has 16 exons. Gene Ontology annotation, molecular function: protein phosphatase activator activity. The record is from RefSeq and is a predicted model, not a curated record.